Messenger RNA from Cucurbita pepo subsp. pepo (vegetable marrow), 364 nucleotides. RefSeq lists its product as uncharacterized. NCBI's taxonomy places the organism in Eukaryota, Viridiplantae, Streptophyta, Magnoliopsida, Cucurbitales, Cucurbitaceae. The record is from RefSeq and is a predicted model, not a curated record.
UCUCUCUCUCUUCUCUCUCUCUCUCUCCUCUCUCUCUGCAAUGGUUUGCUUUUGUUUUCUGGUGGAUCAGACUCGUCAGGUGCGGCGGAGCAAACCGGCGGCUGGAUUUUGUUCCCGGUGCGGCGGCGGGGCCAGCGUCGCCGACAUGAAGACCGCCACUAGAUUCUGUUCCGUCCCAUUUUAUUGGAGGUCUUGGAGAGCCAUUAUUUGCACUUUCUGUGGAGCUAUUAUCAGAUCAUAUCGCUGAAGCGCCUCUAAUGUGAUUUAGAUUAUUAUCAAAACUUAGCUUAAAGCUUGUCUAAUGUCUGAUUAACAUUUCUUAGCUAUGAUUUCAAUGCUGUUCAUAUUCCUUUUGAUUUUUCUA